AUGCUGAUAACACGAGUCAGGCCCUCAUGGUUCAUGGCUUCAGCUAUGGCCCUUUGGUCAAUAGUCAGCACCGUGACAGGUUUGACGAAAGACUUUAAGGGCCUGCUUUUGACUCGAUUCUUCCUUGGCAUCACGGAAGCGCCGUUCUACCCCGGCGCUCUGUAUCUGCUAGGAAUCUUCUACACCAGAAAGGAGAUUGCAACACGAAUUUCCAUACUCUUCACAGCUAACAUAUGCGGCACUGCUUUUGCUGGUCUCAUAGCCAUAGGAGUCUUCCAAAUGGACCAGGUGGCUGGCCUAAGCGGAUGGCGAUGGUUGUUCAUACUUCAAGGCAUCAUCAGCUUUAUCGUUUCGGUUUCAUCGGCCUUUCUGUUGCCUGACCAACCUCUCGACACUCGCUGGCUCAGUGAAGAGGAGAGAAAGCUGGCGCAGUCCCGAGUUGCAGCUGAUACAGUCCAACUUCAAGCGAAUACCAGCACUUGGGCCGGUCUUUCUGAAGCCAUUCGGGAUCCGCGUCUUUGGGUUCUGGUGACUAUGCAGCAUUUGCAUCUUAGCGCAUCGGGUUACAAGAACUUCUUCCCAACUAUUGCCGAAACGCUGGGUUUCGGCCGAAACGUAACGCUCGCCUUAACAUGCCCCCCCUACAUCAUCUCCGGUAUUGCAACCAUAUCAUGGGCUGCUAGCUCAGGUCACUUCAACGAACGAGUCUGGCACAUUACCAUUGCCAAAGCUGUCGCGGUUUUUGGCUUCGUGCUAGCUUGUAGUACUUUGAAUGUCGGUGCGAGGUACUUUGCUAUGUGCACCUUUGCAAGCGGUGUCUAUGCAUGUAACUCUAUCAUUCUCGGCUGGGUCUCAAGCACCUGUGGCCAAACGAGGGAGAAGAAAGCAGUUUCCCUCGCCUUGGUUAACACCAUCGCCACCAUCGGUUCUAUUUACACCCCAUAUCUCUGGCCAGAAUCAGACGCACCUCGGUAUACCACGGCUAUGCUGUCCAGCGCUGCAUUCUCCGUGGCAGCCGCGGUCAUGGCCUGGAUUCUGAGAUGGAUGCUGAUGAACGAGAACCGAAGACUACUGCGCACAGGCAACCACACCACGCUUCUGUUUAGCUACUGA
This is a messenger RNA of Colletotrichum lupini, 1113 nucleotides long. RefSeq lists its product as uncharacterized. Gene Ontology annotation, biological process: transmembrane transport. The transcript has 3 exons. Gene Ontology annotation, cellular component: membrane. Gene Ontology annotation, molecular function: transmembrane transporter activity. Lineage: Eukaryota; Fungi; Ascomycota; Sordariomycetes; Glomerellales; Glomerellaceae. The record is from RefSeq and is a predicted model, not a curated record. The coding region runs from base 1 to 1113 and encodes 370 amino acids.